Hibiscus syriacus is the source of this 1220-nucleotide messenger RNA. RefSeq names its product serine racemase-like. NCBI's taxonomy places the organism in Eukaryota, Viridiplantae, Streptophyta, Magnoliopsida, Malvales, Malvaceae. The record is from RefSeq and is a predicted model, not a curated record. The coding region runs from base 126 to 1115 and encodes 329 amino acids. Gene Ontology annotation, biological process: pyruvate biosynthetic process; L-serine metabolic process; D-serine biosynthetic process. Gene Ontology annotation, molecular function: serine racemase activity; ATP binding; threonine racemase activity. The transcript is spliced from 7 exons.
UCAUCGAAAGCGUCGUCGUAUUGACCCUAGCUAUUACAUUGAUAGUCUCCCCUAAUCUCAUUGGCGUCCUCGUUUCAGCUUUCGGAGUUUGGAACCCUCACCAGUUAGGAAAGGAAGUCAAAAAGAUGGAAGUAAACAAGGAGAAGUACGCUGCUGAUCUCUCCUCUAUCAAAGAAGCACGUGCACGUAUCAGUUCUUUCGUACACAAAACUCCAGUUAUGACCUCGGAGUCUCUUGAUGCCAUUUCUGGUAGGAAGCUGUUCUUUAAAUGUGAAUGUUUCCAAAAGGGGGGAGCAUUCAAGUUCAGAGGUGCUUGCAAUGCUAUAUUUUCACUUGAUGACCAGCAGGCUGCUAAGGGAGUUGUAACUCAUAGCAGCGGUAACCAUGCUGCAGCAUUGGCGUUGGCUGCAAAGUUACGCGGGAUCACUGCGUACGUAGUCAUUCCGAAAAAUGCACCUCAAUGUAAAGUUCAGAACGUUUUGCGUUAUGGUGGUCGGGUUAUAUGGAGUGAGGCAAGGGUGCAGUCAAGGGAGGAAACUGCAACCAAAGUGUUGCAAGAAACUGGAGCUGCUCUUAUACAUCCAUAUAAUGAUGGGAGGAUUAUAAGUGGGCAAGGUACCAUAUCACUGGAGCUUUUAGAGCAAGCCCCUCAUAUAGACGCUAUAAUUGUUCCCAUAAGUGGAGGUGGCUUGAUAUCAGGAGUGGCAUUGGCUGCCAAAUCUAUCAAUCCGGCCAUUCGGAUUUUGGCUGCUGAACCAAAGGGAGCAAAUGAUGCAGCUCAAUCAAAAGCCGCCGGUACCAUCGUAACAUUACCGGAAACAAACACGGUUGCUGAUGGCCUGAGAGCUUUCCUUGGUGAACUCACCUGGCCUGUAGUACGUGAUCUUGUUGAUGACAUAAUAACAGUGGAUGAUACGGAAAUCAUCGAUGCAAUGAGACUCUGCUAUGAGAUUCUUAAAGUUGCAGUUGAACCAAGUGGAGCCAUAGGCCUUGCAGCUGUCUUAUCUGAUAGCUUCAGGAGCAACCCUGCAUGGAAGGACUGCAACCAAAUAGGAAUUAUACUUUCAGGAGGUAAUCUAGAUCUUCAAGUGCUGUGGGAUUCAUAUCGAAAAUGAAGGUUACAUUUUUAUUGCUACUCUUUUGGAAACCAUUUAUUUUCCCCUUUAACUUGAGCUUUGACCUCUAAAUGCUUAUAUGAAAUCCAAUUGCUUUGUCUGCAA